AUGAGUUGUAGCAUUUGCUACUGCAAAGAUGUGGGUGGUCUUAUGUCGCAUCUGGGAGGUAAGCACAUUUUUGAAAAAUUGCGGCUGUUCUUCGACUCGUCAAAGACUAGUUUGAAGGCAGUACUGUUUCACAAUAGAAACAAAAACACUCAGAGCUUAGGAUGGGCAGAGUGUACGGCGGAACAUCUGCUGGAGCUGAAAAGAAAGUUCACGUGCAUUGAUGAUGUUGAUGAUGAUGAUGCAUUGCAGGCAGAUGAAGUUUCUUGUGGAAAUGGAUUUGUUGAAGGCCAUGAAGAAUGCGAUUGUGGGAAUCUUCCCAAACAUAUGUGUUCGACAAACUGUUGCGAUCAAAGAACGUGCCGUUUGAAGUCAAGAAGCCAAUGUAGCGAUGGGGCCUGCUGUCACCUUGCCACGUGCACUUUUAAAACGAACGAAACGAUAUGUAGGCCAGCGAAAGACGACGAAUGUGAUGUGGAUGAGAAAUGCGAUGGCAACAUGGCUACUUGCCCACCAAAUGUCCAUCAAGAUAAUGGUCUUAUGUGCUCAGGAGAACAUUACUGCUACGAUGGCGGGUGUGUGACCAGGGACAGGGCAUGUUUGGCGAUGUGGUCUGGAGGGGUGAAGGCCUCCGAUGACGUUUGCUACUCCAUGGUGCCACCUGACUACGAUCCUCUACUGUUGUAUUGCUAUGCCAACAUGGCCACGUCUGUUAUUGUUCCGUGCAAUGAAAGAAACAAAAUGUGCGGCACUGUGUUUUGCAACCGAAUAAAAGAGUCAGAAAUGCACAUGAACAUCAUACCUUUCUUAACUCUGCACAACAACUUCAACAACUCCGUCACCUGCACGUCCGCUUUCUACCCCUACCAAGACGGUGUUAGAAAUCCUGGCAUUGCUCCUGAUGGAUCAAAGUGUGGUUCAAACAAAAUGUGUUUGAAGAGAGAAUGUGUAGAUGUUCCUGUGAUUGUGUUGACGAAGCAACAAGGAAUGAGAAAAUUUUACAGUUCUUUUUCCAAAACAAGGAAUGAUCUUGGCAUCAGAAAAAUGAUUGUGUCUUUUACAUUAACAUCCUACAUUAUAUUAAUACCAGGCACGCGAAAGUUAGUUGACGUCGUUUACAAAGAUGCAGCCGGAAAGGAAGUGGAUUACGAACUAUUAUUGGAUUUUUCAUUUCUCAACAUUGAUUUGGUGGAGAACGGGAAAGCUAUAUAUCAGCUAAAUUUGCAUGUGAACACUCAGUUGUUUACGAAAGGUUUUACGGAAUAUGUCGUAGAGGAAGAUGGCAUUCGAAAACCUCUGCCUAAUACGGGUAGAUUUGAUUGCAACUACAAGGGACAUGUGGACAACGAUCGAUCACGCGUCGCCUUCGUCAACCUCUGCAACGGCAUCAAAUUUGGAAAAAAUCAUUUCAGUGGAUUUUUCUCCGGCAAUGAAUCAGCGUACGAAAUAAGUUCUGGUGGUUUGAGCCUGAGUCUCAAGUACAAUUCUGCCUAUAUUUCAAAUGAGAAUCGAAGUAGAAUCAAUGUCUUGGAUCGGAAAGUUCGUGUGGCGAAGAUAUAUUUUGUCAUUGAUUUCAAUGAGUUUUAUCAGAUGCUCGAUGUGUUGGUUGCUAUAGUUGGAAUCGAAUACUGGAACCAAAAUACUUUAGAACUAAGAGAAAACGCCACUGCAAAUGACUUUACUGAGUUUUGGUGUAGUUAUACUUACAAACACAUCUAUCCAUUUGUCAUCCAACAUGAUAUCACUUUCCUGGUGACUAAACACGUUUUCUCCAAAACAAUGGGAGCGGCCAAAAUGUACGGUAUGUGCUUCCCGAGAUCAUCUGGCGGCUGGCUCACAACAAUGCAAUCGGCUUACGAGAUUGGCAUAACAUUCACGCACGAGUUGGGACACACAUUCGGCAUGAAGCACAACGAGGACGUGCCCGGCUGCCAGUGUACCGGGCACUGUGUCAUGGACACAAAAGCAACGAAAGGAUUUAAAAACUACGAGUGGUCAAGUUGCUCUAAGGAAAAGAUAAAGUACGUCAUCAGUCUGCAGACCUGCCUCUUCAUGCCCGUGGAAUUCAUCAACGAUGCCAAAUGUGGUAACGGAAUAUUGGACAUAAAUGAAGAAUGCGAUUGUGGAAACCUGCCAGAAAGUGUUUGCAACUGGAAAUGUUGCGUGCGAGAGACAUGCAAAUUGAGUGCAGGCAGUAAUUGUGCCACAGGACUGUGUUGCGAUCUCAUAAGUUGCAUUUUGAAAAAACAAGACAUUGUGUGCCGAAAUUUAUACGAUGAGGAGUGUGAUAUUGAAGAUAAAUGCGAUGGCUCCUCAAAUCUCUGUCCUGAUCAAAAAUUUGACGAUGGCAAAGUCUGUCAGAGUAAUUUUUACUGUUACAAAGGAAUCUGUCGAACUUACGAUCGAUCCUGUCAGUUUUUGUGGGGUACAAAGCUAACGAAAGGUGCCUCACUCAAGUGUUACGACACCAACUCAUUGGAAGGACCCAAUCAAACGCAGAACAACUGCAAGUUCGAUAUCGUUAAAAAUCAACCAAUUCCUUGUAAAAAACAAAAUGCUAUGUGUGGUACAUUAUUUUGCGAUGGACCAGACGACAAGAACAGCAUGAGAUUUGGGAUUGCCACAAUUUUCAGUAGCCAACUGCCAGAUCAAUCCAAAUGUGUUUCUACUUUCAUGAUUUAUUCUCCAUACGUUGAUAAUCCAAGUUACGUGGAAGAUGGAACUAAAUGCGGAAAUGGAAUGAUAUGCUACGAAAGUCAGUGCAUUAAUCUGAAAAAUGUUCCAAAAAGUAAGCCUAAACGAACUCCUCGACCAUUGCCAAACGUUGAAAAGUCCGAUGAAAAAUCGGAAACUCCCGAAGAUUAUGAAGAUAGUAAAAAUCGUGACCAUAAAAAUUCUGCUUUUUUAAAUUUCAAUAAACAACCUUUACUAAUUUAUUUCAACAUCUGUUUCAACGUUAUGUUUGACUAAUCUACUCAUUUAAUAAAUUCAGAUCCUUUUUAAUAUUUCACUGGUUUUAAAAAAUUAUUUAAAUGCUUUGAGCUUUUUCAAAUUUGUUAACUGGUUAAAAAAUGAUUGCUCAUUCGAUUGCCGUUUUUCGUUUUGAUAG
Messenger RNA from Helobdella robusta, 3106 nucleotides. RefSeq lists its product as hypothetical. The transcript has 24 exons. Gene Ontology annotation, biological process: membrane protein ectodomain proteolysis. Lineage: Eukaryota; Metazoa; Annelida; Clitellata; Rhynchobdellida; Glossiphoniidae. Gene Ontology annotation, molecular function: metalloendopeptidase activity. The coding region runs from base 1 to 2967 and encodes 988 amino acids. The record is from RefSeq and is a predicted model, not a curated record.